Pseudomassariella vexata is the source of this 1379-nucleotide messenger RNA. RefSeq names its product cysteine dioxygenase. The transcript has 3 exons. Gene Ontology annotation, molecular function: ferrous iron binding; cysteine dioxygenase activity. Bases 407 to 1054 code for a protein of 215 amino acids. NCBI's taxonomy places the organism in Eukaryota, Fungi, Ascomycota, Sordariomycetes, Amphisphaeriales, Pseudomassariaceae. Gene Ontology annotation, biological process: L-cysteine catabolic process. The record is from RefSeq and is a predicted model, not a curated record.
GUUGCCCACCUAGUGCUACCAAAUUCCAAGCCUUGGUCCACUCUGCCAGCCUUGGGGCAACGUAAACCCGUCGUCAUGUGCUAGCCGACAAUGCGAUAGACAAAACGUGCUCACAAAGAUAGGCAUGGGGCCACUCCUCUCCUGUAUUGUCUGGUGACCAAUUGGAAGCUUUCCGGCCUGUCUUGAGUUGCGCAUCGUCCUCUGGGACGUUGUGGAAUUGCUGCAGGGAGGUCCGCCGCAGCCGAUCAUCGGUACUAUCGUCCACGGUCAAAAGCGGAGUUAGCCCGCGCAGACACCGCUUUUCCCACGAUCCUCCAUCUUAACACUCGACAGCAACGCCGACAACAGACAACAACAACAACAACAACAACAACCACGCAACAUCAAAUCCAUACCAUCAUACAACAUGACGUGCUCAGUCUCGUCCGUCCGUUCAGAACACCAAACCAAGUUUCCGUCCAAGUCCACGAUGAAUCGUUUCGAUGAAUUGGUGAUAUCACUAAAAGACGCUCUCGGGGAAUCGUCAGGUUUAACCUCGGACGAUGUCGACGUGGACCUCUUGACUGAGGCCAUGGCCCGGUACAAGUCGAAUAUCGCCGAGUGGCAACAGUAUGCCAUGGCAGAUGCCAGCCGGGGAUACACCCGAAACUUGGUUGACGAAGGCAACGGCAAGAGCAACUUGCUCGUGCUCGUCUGGACCCCAGGCAAAGGUUCCCCGAUCCAUGACCACGGCAAUGCGCAUUGUCUGAUGAAAAUACUCCGCGGCAACCUGACCGAGACCCGGUACGAUUUUCCUGAUAAUGACGAGACGAAACCAAUGAAGGUUAAGUCUCAAGCGGUCCAUGAAGAAGGUUCCGUUGCAUACAUGGCAGAUGAACUGGGUGUUCAUCGGGUGUCGAACGAGGGUAGCGACUUCGCCGUAUCAUUGCACCUGUAUACUCCUCCAAAUGUCGCCAAAGGGGGUUGCCAUAUCUUCGACCCGAAGACAAGCAAGACGAGCCACGUUCCCAAAUGUGGCUACUACUCUGCGUUUGGCCGCCUGUUGAAAGAAUGAAAGGUAGAAAGGGGAGGGAUGAGAAGGGAAGAUAUGAUGAGAUGGUUACCAGCCAACAUGUUUGGAUAAUGAGCAAGCGAUGCCCUUUUUGUAUGAGAAUUUUCCUUGAAUAGAGAAUGAUGAAAUGAUUGGAACUUAUCUUGGACUGCUUCUCGCUGAGUCUGAUGCCUGCCACCUGAUGCGGUGCGGAAAACCCAUCUACGGGCUGCCGCACAGAGAACUGCGGCGCGAAUAACAAAGAAAUCGCAGACAGCACUGUAAAAGGACGCCUGAGGUGUAAACGAGACAUAAAUACUAGAUAUGAAGUUGAGGAGAGAAAAAUAUG